Meloidogyne enterolobii is the source of this 658-nucleotide messenger RNA. Lineage: Eukaryota; Metazoa; Nematoda; Chromadorea; Rhabditida; Meloidogynidae. The record is from the annotation of a GenBank genome assembly.
UCAUUCUUAUAUUUUUCAAUAUUCUAAAUAAAAAUAUGAAAUUUUUCAUAUUUUUUAUAUUAACCAUUCUUUCAGUUUAUAGUUUUAGACUUCCAAUACCUUUUGGUGAAAUUAAUUUUACCAAAACUCCAGAUGGUGAAACUCAAUUUGGAAUUGGGUCAAAUGUGAAUAUUGGUGGGAGUGGGGCUGAAUCGAAUCUUCAAUUUAGCAAAAAGAAAAAUGGAACUGCUCAAGUACAAACUGGUGGAGGUGUUUUAGUCGACGGGAAAAAGUUUGGAACAAAUUCAACAUUUGGUGGAGGGAAAGAAGGAUUGACUGCAGAUACAGAUAUUCAAGCAGGGAAGCAUACAUUGCAUGGAGGUGUUGGGAAAGAAAAUGAAUUUAUUGGGGAUUUGACAAAUGCAAUAAAUGACGAAAAGAAUAAUACUAAAAAACCAAAAAUUUGAAUAAAUUGAAGUUUUAAUUAAUUAUUUUUGAAAUGAGAAGAGUUUAAGGAUUUGUUUGAGAAUUAGUAGAAGGUGUUUGUUUUGUGUUGAAUAGAUAGCCUUUUAGAUUUCUCACGAGAGAAGAGGGGGAUGUGGAGAGUGUGGACAUUGAUAUUUCUCAAGUUGCUAUCUUUUAGUUGAAGCACUGAAGCUUCGAUCGGUUCAAAUACAAA